Molecule: messenger RNA, 7226 nt
Organism: Lates calcarifer (barramundi perch)
Lineage: Eukaryota; Metazoa; Chordata; Actinopteri; Centropomidae
Gene: lrrtm2
Product: leucine rich repeat transmembrane neuronal 2
Exons: 2
Coding region: 2650-4296 (548 amino acids)
Molecular function (GO): protein binding
Source: RefSeq, a predicted model, not a curated record
GCUGUACAUCUCCUUUAUAAUGCUUAAAUUAAGUGCGACAUAUCACCAUGGAUGGUGGUGGUAUUGACCUAACCCAUCCCCCCACUGCCCUUUGCCCAUUGGGGGGCGGGGGGGUGUACAUAGUUAGGGACUGGGGAGAUCCAACGGCACUAAUCCCCUGUGAUUUUGAGCCGGCUGGAUGCAGUGCUGUGGUAGGGCUUUAGCCUGCUCUGCCCCUACUCUCUCAAUCCUAUUUCAUUCAUGCCUAGCCUAUAUUUCAUUUCCACGCCGGAGGGUUCUAAAGCACUUCUUCAGGUGCUUAUUAUGGAGGCAGUUUCUCUGCGGCAUCUUUUAUGAUACUCAAGUGAGUCUCUAUCCAUCUCCUUCAGGACAGAUUUAGGAACAUCCCUUUUCUACAAAACCACUAGUCCGCUGGAUUAAGGAAAAAUUCAAUGGAAAUAAAGUAUGCUCCAAGUGUCAAAUGAUCACUGAGCUCAGUGAUAUUGCUUUUUGAUAUUCCUGCAUGUUCACUUAAUUAGAUGUCCAUUUCUAAUUUGACACAUUUUUUUCUUCUAAAAGUGAUUUUUAUAUAACUUGAAUUUCGAACAGAAAGCAAGCACCUAUCAAAGAGAAGGAAUAUCCAUUAUGCCCCCUGAGACAUAAGCAUUUUUUCCCCAUGUUUUCCAUUCUCACAUUCUGCAGAAGAGUCCCAGUGGGAGAUGUAGUCUGCCACAAUAAAUGUGGAGAACGACAGAAGCAUGUUGGUCAGCUGACCUGGAAAGUCACAGCCGUAUGAAUACAUUGUCUUAAGACCUGAGAAGUAUGUGAUAAAACUAAUUAGGGAGAAAAAAUUAUAAAAGUAUAAAAACAGAGCAUUUGUUUCAUUUGUUUCUUUUACCAUCAUCCACAGCCAUAGCACACAAUGGAAAUUUAAUUCUUUGCUUUCAUUAAGUUAAAUUUAUUGUCUGUGACAGGGGAAACAAGGGUUAAAAUUCAUAUCAAAGACCAUCACAGUAAAUGAAACAAAGUAUAAAGCAGGAAAGGAGCAGCUAUCUCCAGAAAUCUGAGGUCAAGUUUAAGUAAAAGGUGCUUUAAUAAAGCAGAGGUGUGACAGGGGGGCAGGUAUCAACAGAAUCUGUGCUUCAUAUAUUCUUUGGUAUCUAGUCUUUGGCUGUGUCGAAUCUAGUUCAUUGAAAUAACCUUCACACCCAUCUCCACCCACAUUAAAUAAAAGGAAAAGUCUGCAUUUUCUUGCACUGAACCAUACACAUUACUUUUGGUUAAGCACUCUACAGUGCUGAAAUACAGCCCUCUUUAAACAAAACCACAAAUCAAAACCAUUUGCUCAAUGUCAAAAAAAAAAAAUCUUGUUAACAGCAUUUUAGUUACUUUGAUCUCACCUUGUAGAUCAAACCAUCGAGCAAGUAUUCAGCCUUGUCUAUGGCAUGUAAAAAGCUAGCCUAAUUUAACUUUAGAGCAGCUGGCCAUACAUCACAUGCCAGUGCUAAAAAAUUAAAGCACUACACUCAGAAUAUGUAAAUUAUAACCCACAGACCCUGUGAUAGCACAGCUAUAGCAUACUCCUAUAGCAGUGCAGCACACCUUUGUUCAUGCUUGCUCAUGUUUAUGUUGUCUAGAGCCACAUGUUACAAACAUUAUACAUUAUACAAUAUUUUACUUUUUUAUGCUAUUUUAUUUAUGUCUCAGAUACACAUUCAUACAUAGCGUAUGCAGAACUACAGCAAGGCGAGGCUGAGAUUUACAGCUGUGGUUAAUUUCAACAGCAAGCUGCCGCAACACGUUCAAGAUAUCAAUAUUCUGAUGGUGACGAACCAGUGGGAGGGAAGGGGGGGUACCAGGGGGAGGUGGAGGAAGACUGAGGUGCACAAGCAGUGUGUAUAAGGCAGAGAGCAAGUGACUGAGCAAGAGAGUGAGAGGGUGUUUGUGUGUGUGGGAGGGAAAAAGAGAGAGAGAGAAACAGUAGUGAUGAUCGACGCCAGGCUGCCACCACUCUGUAGCAGUGAGUGGCUGCAACAAAAAGCACAGAAUAACAUCCCUGACUCCCUGCUCUGCUUUUUUCUCUCUCCCUGCGUCUCAGCUAGCAGACGAGGGCUCCGCUCACAGCUCUGCAGAGGGUAUGCUGAGACUAAGCCGGCGUCGGAAGCAGGAUCUCUGGCUGCCAUCAACAAGUUAGGGUUGGAAGACCACAGCCAUGAAAGAGGAACGCUUGAUCUUCAAUUAACCAUUUGAGCUGACAUCAUUGCGGUGGAAGGGAAACAAAAGGGUAAAAAAAAGAAAAAGAAGAAAAAGGAGAGGGGGGGGGGGUCUGUUCACCGGAGCUGCUCUGGAUGCAACUGAUCAACUUAAAAAAAAUUAUAUAAAUAUUUAUUUCAAGGAUUCGUGGAAUGAAGAAAAAGAUUCAAUCCUUUCUUUGAGCUUGGAUUUUAAAGGACUCUGAGCAAAAUAACAGGAAUUAACAUCAUCUUGGGACAUGGAAUUUCAUAUUUUGUUUCAUUUGGGUGGGCUCAGAAUUGCUUUAUUUCCAAAGAGGCUGUUUCCUUUUGUGCUUACUCAAAAGGGUUUUUAUCCUUUGGAUUUUUCUUCCAUCUGGUUGCUCCAAGAGUCUGCGGAAAAGGACAGUUGAAUGCAGCCUCCGAUGUGCACAAAAGAAUGGGUUUCCAUUCAAGGUGGCCAUUGGUGGGACCUGCACCAGCGGCUCUGUGUCUGUGUGUGAUCAGCAUGCUCCUAGUGUGCCUGCUGCCUCCUGCAUCGUGCACAACCUGCCCUCAAAAAUGCCGCUGUGAGGACCUGCAGUUCUACUGCGACACCCAGGGGCUUCAGGCACCCCCAGAUGGUGUGGACAAGGGGGCCCUGGGGUUGUCACUACGCCACAACAGCAUCACUGAGCUCAGCCCUGAUCAAUUCUAUGGAUUCAGCCAGCUCACCUGGCUACAUCUAGACCAUAACCAGAUUACCACAGUACAAGAGGAUGCCUUUCAAGGGCUUUACAAGCUGAAGGACCUCAAUCUGAGCUCCAACCGUAUCACCAAGUUGCCCAACACAACCUUCAUCCACCUCAUCAACCUCCAGAUACUGGACCUGUCCUUCAAUCAGAUGACUGCAUUGGAACCAGAACUGUUUCAUGGACUGAGGAAGCUCCAGAUACUCCACCUUCGCUCCAAUUUACUUCGCACCACACCUGUUCGAGCAUUCUGGGACUGUCGCAGCUUGGAAUAUCUGGGCCUGAGCAGCAACCGUCUUCGGAGUCUGGCCCGAAAUGGAUUUGCUGGGCUCAUUAAGCUUAAAGAGCUCCACUUGGAGCACAAUCAACUUACCAAGAUCAACUUGGCCCACUUCCCUCGCCUUGUUGCCCUGCAGUUUCUAUAUCUGCAAUGGAAUAAGAUCAGCAACCUAACGUGUGGCAUGGAGUGGACCUGGACCACUUUAGAGAAGCUGGACCUCACAGGAAAUGAAAUUCGUGUCCUGACACCUGAUGUGUUUCAAACGCUGCCAAAUUUAAAGAUUUUGCUGCUGGAUAACAAUAAACUAAGCAGUCUGGACCCCCAAGUCAUGGAUAUGUGGCAGUCUCUGGGCACCAUUGGGCUGUCUAGCAACCUUUGGGAAUGUACCAAAAGGAUUUGCUCUCUGGCCACAUGGCUAAGCACCUUUAAGGGAAGGUGGGAACAUUCCAUUCUCUGCCAUAGUCCUGAAUAUGCCCAAGGUGAGGAGAUACUUGAUGCCGUUUAUGGAUUCCAGCUUUGCCAGAAUUUUUCAGCGCCAGUUGUUCAGACCAUUAGUACAACCACAGACGCUACUACAGCUGCAGAGAUCACAAGCUCCUUGUUUGGAAUUAUGCAGCCAACCCCCACGCAGGACUAUGCAGAGGAUUUUGGGAGCUUUACCACAGUCACUACCACAACAACCACAACACAAACACCACGCACUGCUCAAGCAACUACCGCUACAUUGGAAGAGGCAGCUGUGACGGAUGACUUCUCGGCAAUGGACAACACUGUUAUGACUCAUAGGGUUAUCAUUGGAACUAUGGCCCUUCUAUUUUCAUUCUUUUUCAUCAUUUUUGUUGUGUAUAUCUCACGGAAGUGCUGCCCUCCCACCCUGCGCCGGAUACGCCACUGUUCGGCUAUACAGAACCGCAGACAGAUGAGGACCCAGCAGCGACAGCCUAUGGCAGAUCUAGCUACACAGGUACCCUAUAAUGAGUAUGAGCCCAGCCAUGAGGAGGGGGCACUCGUGAUCAUCAACGGCUAUGGGCAGUGCAAGUGUCAGCAACUGCCUUACAAAGAGUGUGAAGUAUGAACUCUUAUUUAUUCCUAGAGCAUAUGGUUUGCCAUUUGACCAUUUCAGAUGAUACAGGGUUUGCUUUUUUGAUUUUUUUCCAGUUUGUGUAAAAAGCAUAAUUUCUACAAGUGAGAUUUGAGAACAUGUGAGAAAUGUUGAAUGCCACAAUGACAGAGGUUGGACGUGACAGUUUAGGGAUGAGGUAGAGAUAGUCACAAAUUUAUUUUUCUAUGAAUGCAAGGUUGUUCAUAUCAGGCAGGGGGCAAUCAUUUUAAACAAGAAAAUUGUAAACUGUGAGAUUUGUCUCCACAUUGUCUCUAUAUUCUGCAGCACAGAGAAAAUACUUAGCCAAAUGGCCCUCUGCUAACGGAAUACAUUAAGUGGAGAAAUGUGAUUUAUGUCUUAUUUCUUUUACAAAGUAAAUAUUGGAAAUCAUGUUUCUAAAUGCAUCACAGGCACUGUAAGCCAAUCACUCAAUCACUGGAGCAAAUGAAUCAGAGAAGUUCAGAGUGUUUUUGUUUUACAGUUUCAUUGUUUUGGGAGAACCAUGGUACAUUAAAGGCUACUAAGACCAAACUCAAAUUCUGAAUUACAACUGAAAAAUAAAUGUCAUUAUUGUUAUGUUACAAAUAAAAAUAAAUCCUCUCUUGAGGAGAGAAGAGCCCUGAAAUUCUAUUCAGUACACACUAAUGAUUUUACUUUUGCCAAAUCAGACAUGAGUCAAUUAGGCAAGUCUAUAACCUUCCAUGAGAUCAAAAGGCUCUCAGUGUUUCCUGUUUACAGAAUUUAUUUGGGCAGCCCACCCCCAAAAACAGCUGUCCUUAGCCAAAAAGGGAUUAUUUUUUGUUUUUGGAAAUUUGGGUUUCUUCCAAAAAUUUCUUCUGUGAGCAAAUGCAACUAAAAGUGUGUACUGAUUGAAAAGACUGCCAGAAUGGUAAAUUUAUGUUCAAUUAUAUAAAUUGGAAAAAUGACCUCUUUAAUCAGACGUUAGCUCGUAAAUGCAAUGCUGUUUUGCAGCUGACUCUCAAGUUGUUGGAUGUUGGAGCUCCCGCCCACGGGGGCCAACUGCCACAAAUAAAUUCUCAACCUGUGGGAAACACUAAGCAUUGUUCGUCUGUGGUUAAUCUCCAAUAUGCUACACUGCUUAGCAGAACACAUGGAUGUCUUUCUCACCUUGGACAUCAAGAACAAAUUCAUUAGACUUUAAACGUACCAUGACGUGUACAUGGAUUCUCUAGCACCCAAAUGCCAUACACACUGUGAUCAUAAUAUUUCCAACAGCUUCACCUAGCAAGUACAGUUUGCUGAUUUGUUAUUAUAUAUCAGGAUCAAUAUACAGACAAGCUAGUGUGAGAUGUGAUGGUAGCAAGUGAAAGAGUAAUGAACAGUGCAAAUGCCAGAUAGGAGAGCAUUUCACUCUGAAAAUAAAACCUUUCCCAGUAGCCCAGGCUCUUUACUGCUUACACUCUAAUCAGGACUGACAGGCUCAAGAUUGAACCAAUUAAGGCAAGGCAAAAAGAAUCUAAUAUUCUGUCACCCACACCAGUGAUCCAGCAACAUUUAGCUUGUUCAGCCACUCAAAAAUAGUUCUUGUAGAAUCAUCCUACACACCACACAAAAACAUCAUUGAACCUUUUAUUUUAAGACAUUGUUCUUGUUAGGGAUGCUGAGUUGUCAUUUAGAGUCUUAAAAAUGGGGUUAGGGAGAAUAAUAAAUAUUAAAGUAGUUCCUCAGUUAGCAGUCACAAGUGUCAAGUUAAACUGUGGUCAAUACCCUGAAAGCAAAUGGAGAUCCAAUGAUAAGCAAACAGCAAGCCUGGGUCAGGACACAUUUGUAUGCAGCAGGGAGAGGAUGUGCAUUAGCAUCAGACUAAAGCUGCUGCCGCAGCUCCGCACUUCUUUGUGUUCGGUUUGGUGGUGGGGGCAGGGUGAAAGAGAGAGGAAUUGAGAGGAAUUGAUGGGACGAUGGAGAGGGGCAACUAUGGGGUAAUGUCGUAGUUUAUCAAAACCAAUGAGCAUCUUUCUGGCCAAGUAAAGGUAGUUGAGAAUGGGAUGAUGAAUACUGACUGACAGCACCUUGGGCUUGAAACACAUAGGCCUACUGACCACAGAAGCAGUGCCAGUUUCAGGACUAGUCAACUGAUGAGCUGUCUAAUGUUUGAAUAGUGAAAAAUUUAAAUAAAAUUCUUCUCUCUGGAAAUCAGAAUAUGGCUUUUUCUCGCAGGCUCAAGUUUCAGCUGUGCCAUUAAGUCAGCAAGUUAUUUCUGAUAGCAUUGCUUCUUAAAGUGAGAUAUCUGGUUUUGAGCAAUUAGGAUGUAAUUCGUUGGCUGGCGCCCCCUAAAGGUAGCCAGGGGGUGCCAUUUGUAAACCAAAUUUGGCAGGCUCUCUAGUGAGCCUGCCAAAUUUGGCUUCAAACUUCUAAAUGAAUGUUUGUGUCAAUGUUUCCCUGCACAAGCUCAUAAAACGCCUACAACAACUGCUAAGAAAGUGUGUAAACCAAAAAUUGUUACACUUCACAUUUGAAUUAACUGAAAAGCAUUACACUGAUCAUGAUUUCCAAAGCCAAGCACCUCCACUUUGUAUCUAAUUUUUAUUUUCUUUCAGCUUCGCACUGCUUUUACUAUUGCCCUUCUAAUCUGUCUUGCAUGUUCAAAAGUCAAAAUUGAGUUCAAUAUUUCUUAAUGUCAUUCAGCAAACAUGGAGAGUCCUCAUUUUUUACAACACCAAGAAUAGGGAUGUAUGUGGAAUUCCUAUAAAGUUCUGUCAAUCAUUUGACAUUUCACUGUUUAAGAUUACGGUUGUACUAAGUGACUGAAAAUCCACAAAAUUUGUAGAGAUAUGCAUCCCUUUGCACUCUGGCUCUUUGUAAACUGUUUUUGUUUCCUCUUGUCAUCCUCUAGCCCUGGUCCCCACCCUGCCUAAAAAUAAAAAAAAGAAAAAACAAGUGAA